Molecule: messenger RNA, 1818 nt
Organism: Spodoptera litura
Lineage: Eukaryota; Metazoa; Arthropoda; Insecta; Lepidoptera; Noctuidae
Source: RefSeq, a predicted model, not a curated record
AUGACUCAGGCGGUAUUCACACUUGACAAAUUCGAAUGUGAAGGUGAUAUAGGGUCGGUUGCAGUCCGAUGGGAGCGAUGGAAACGCGGGCUGUACAUCUAUUUGGAAGCAGCGGGAAUAGAUACGGAAGCAAAGAAAAGAGCAUGUUUACUUCAUUUCGGUGGAGCUGAUUUACAAGAGGUGUUCUACAAUAUACCCGGAGCAGACGCAAAGUCAAACGACGUAAACGAUGGCAAAGUAUUUGAAAUUGCGAUACAAAAAUUAGACGAAUACUUUGCUCCCAAGCAGAGUAAGGGUUUCGAGCGACACCUGUUCCGUCAAAUGCGUCAAGAACCACAAGAGAAAUUUGACAAGUUUUUGGUAAGGUUAAGACAUCAAGCUUCAAAAUGCCAGUUCACAAAUACAGAUGAACAUAUUAUUGAGCAAAUAACCGAAAAAUGCUCGUCGGAUGAUUUAAGGAAAAAAAUAUUAAAAAACGGUGACAAAAUGACCCUUGACGACAUUAUUUCUGAAGCCAAUGUACUGGAGGUUGUAGAAAGACAGUUGGGUGAUUUUGAAAACAAGAAAAUUGAAAAUCAUGGUGUCAACAAGAUAACUACGAAGCCGGACAAGUACAAGGGCACAGGAGAUAGACAAGAUAGAGGUUGUGGCAGAUGUGGUAGCAAGAACCAUUUCGCACGAGAUUCCAAAUGCCCUGCUAAAACUAGAAAAUGCAAUAAGUGUGGAAUUCUAGGCCAUUUCCAAAUACGAUGUCGAACAAGGGAAGUACAGAAAAGAAAACCAGGUCAAGAUGAAACAGCGCGGAACCAUAAUUCAAAAAGACCCAGAGGAGCAAACAAUGUAGAACAGAUAGACAAUGUAGCAUGUACAAGCAAGCAAACUGAGUACAUCUUCAACGUGAACACCGGCUCCACAGCACCAUGCAUGAUUGGUGGAACAAAAGUAGAUAUGCUAAUAGACUCUGGCUGCAACCACAAUUUGAUCACGGACAAAACCUGGGUCUCCAUGAAAGAAAAUAAUUCAAAGGUCACUAAUCAAAGCAAAGACCCACAGAAGAAGUUUAUUGCAUAUGGAAGCGGAACUCCUUUAAAAUUACUGGGAUCGUUUGAUGCAGAAAUACAGUUAGGGAAGAAAUCAGAAAAUGCAACUUUUUAUGUCAUCUCUGGUGGCACCCAGAAUCUGCUUGGGAAAAUGACAGCUACUUCCCUAGGAGUCCUGCAAAUCAAUAUACCAAUGGACGUUAAUAGUGUGGACACGACAGCCUUCCCGAAAUUCAAAGAUGUGCUCGUGGAGAUCCCGUUGGACGAGUCAGUAAAACCUGUCGCACAACCUUACCGCAGGAUACCUAUUCCACUGGAAGCCAAAGUCGAACAAAAGAUUAAUGAAUUAUUGCACGCUGAUAUAAUUGAGGAGGUAAAAGGUCCCUCUAGUUGGGUCUCGCCGAUCGUGCCAGUACUGAAGGAUAAUGGAGACGUCCGCUUAUGCGUAGAUAUGCGACGCGCGAAUAUGGCCAUCAAACGGGAAAACCAUCCACUGCCAACCAUGGACCAACUACUUCCUAAGAUGAGAGAAGCAAAACUCUUCACAAAAUUAGACAUCAAGGACGCCUUUCAUCAUAUUGAGCUUCAGCCUGACUCAAGGCCGAUAACAACAUUUAUAACGGGUAAGGGACUUUUUCGCUAUAAAAGGAUGAUGUUUGGCAUCAGCUGUGCGCCAGAAAUCUUUCAAAAGACUUUGGAGAGGAUACUUUUGGGCUGUGAAGGAGUCAUUAACUUUAUAGAUGAUAUCCUGGUGUAUGGAAAGGAUCAGUCAUACUAA